AGGCCAAAGCCCAAAGGCAUCUCCCUAUAGCACGUGUCAAGUCACUCCCAAGUGUCACCCCAACCUUAACGUUUUCUUCCACCGCAAUCCAACGUUUUUUUUUUUCUAACACUUUGUUUCGAACCCCAGUUUUUGCUCUCCUCUAGCUUGUGCAACAAUGAAGGAACUUUCAGCAGCAGAAACAAACCAACUUCUUGAAGCAGCAACUGAUUUCGCCUUUUAUCCUGGUAUACUCAACGAAGCUUCAGUGAAGGAAUUUCUUGAUCGUUUUCCUCUUCCAUUCAUCAUUAAUGCCUUGCAGACUAAAGCGGUGGUGCCUGGAUUGGAAAAUGCCUUGGUUAAUUGUCUAGAAAGAAUAUUUAGAACAAAAUAUGGUUCCUCUCUUAUCCCGCAAUAUAUGUCUUUAUUGCAAGUCGGUCUACAAGCAGAUUCUGAAGCAGUUAGAUGUUUGACUUGCAAAAUAGUCUCUUUUCUUUUUGAGGAUUUAAAUGACAAAUCUGUCCACCCAUCUCAGUUGAUAAUUACAUACAAUAUAUAUCCCCUGCUACUUCUUUGCCUUGUUAAUGGUGAUGAACGUGUGGCAGCUGCUUCGAUGGAUGCUAUCAAGAGUAUUGCUUCUUCUUCAGAAGGAAUUGCCACUAUAUUUCCAGCUGAGAGCAGUGAAGCUACAGACCUUAAGCAUCUGGCUGCCAAAUGUUCUUCGCUGGGGCGUGUACGAAUUCUUUCUUUAAUAGUGAAGCUGUUCUCAGUCUCUCGUGCUGUCGCAGAAGUAAUUGCUAGCUUGAAUUUACUUGGUUUAAUAGAGGCAGAAGUGAGGAAAACUGAUGACACACUUGCAACACUAAAUGCUCUGGAGCUCUUAUUUGAGAUAGCAGAAAGUGAACAUGCAUCAGAAUUCUUACCCAAAACCAGUCUUCUUCAAAUUCUUGGCAGUAUUAUAAGAAAUGCUUCUUUGGAGUCAAUGUUAAGAUCAAGAGCAGUGGUGAUCAGUGGAAGAAUGCUUUCCAGAGAAAACAUAUUUACGUUCAUUGAUGAAACCAGUGCUCUUGCAAUUUUGUCAGAUAUUAUCGGGAGGCUCACUUCACCUGAAACCAUAGAUGACAAUGAAUGUGAAUCAGCGAUUGAAACAGUUGGUCUAAUCGGCUCAUCUAAAUCAGGAGCGGAGUUUUUACUCUUAAGAUCUCUUGAAGCUGCAAGAUUUCUUGGUCAAGCUGCUUUUGACAGGCAUAAAGGUGGUAAGCAGCUGGCUGCACUUCAUGCUUUUGGGGACAUUGUUGGUGCUAGCAGAUCUGAAGACAGAAUAUUGCUAAAAGGGGAAGCUGAAGAGAUCCUUCGUCGCUUGAUUUAUGAAAUCGCGUCCAAGACUUCAAAAUUGACACCAUCAGGGCUGUUCUUGUCAGUUCUCCAGCAAGAUUCAGAAAUGCGUUUGGCAGGUUAUAGGUUGAUAUCCAGUUUGGUGGGUCGUCAAUGGUGCUUGAUGGAAGUCUGCUCAAGGCAAGAGAUCAUAAGUAUUGUUACUGAUGCUUACAUGGAAACCACUAAAAUAGGCAUGGAGGCUAAAUAUAACUGCUGCUUCGCAAUUCAGAAGGCUCUUGCUAAUACAAACCCUAAGAGUGAUUCUGCACUUGCUGCUAUAUCUAGGAAGCUGCAGGAAGCUGUUAAACGGGGUCCUUUCCUGGCAGAAAAGAAUCGUGAUGCACAACCAACUGUUACUACUGAUCAAAGAUUUUAGAUUUCUAUCACUACAUAGGAGGUGCUUGUUAUGACUUCAUUUAUGCAGCAACAAAAUGAAGUCAUAGGAGAGGGUUUGUAAUAAAAAGAGAAUUAAUGUUUGGGAAAUUCUCUUUGGUAAAACUAUAGUUUUUAUUUUUCUCAGUGGUAAAUUGUAAAAUUUUUUAUGAUUCUUGAUAAACUUCAAUUAGUUAUAAUUUUUCAAUGGUAAACUUAA
Chenopodium quinoa (quinoa) is the source of this 1948-nucleotide messenger RNA. RefSeq lists its product as uncharacterized. The record is from RefSeq and is a predicted model, not a curated record. NCBI's taxonomy places the organism in Eukaryota, Viridiplantae, Streptophyta, Magnoliopsida, Caryophyllales, Amaranthaceae. The transcript has 17 exons. The coding region runs from base 158 to 1732 and encodes 524 amino acids. Gene Ontology annotation, cellular component: cytosol. Gene Ontology annotation, biological process: proteasome assembly.